Sipha flava (yellow sugarcane aphid) is the source of this 498-nucleotide messenger RNA. RefSeq lists its product as uncharacterized. The coding region runs from base 1 to 498 and encodes 165 amino acids. The record is from RefSeq and is a predicted model, not a curated record. The transcript has a single exon. NCBI's taxonomy places the organism in Eukaryota, Metazoa, Arthropoda, Insecta, Hemiptera, Aphididae.
AUGAUUUUGGAUGUCCUAAUAGAACUCAAUAUCGUCGAUGAAUUUUCCGUUGAUUCAAACGUAACAAUCUCCACAGAAGAGUUGUACUACAAUACUUAUUCUAUAGCCAAUAAAUUACUUAGUGUUAAACCAAUGAAUAGUUCUGUGUUAAACGCCCCGCAUAUAUCGACUUCCACGUCUUUUGUUUUAGCAUUACCUAAAAUCGAUUUGCCUAAAUAUGAUGGUAACUUAAUUCAAUGGAAACCUUUCCGUGAUAAGUUUGUAUCCUUAAUACGCCGAAAUGACAAUCUAAGUAAAAUUGACCGAUUUCAUUACCUAUUAUCUUGUUUAUCUGAUCUGGCAUUGUCUUGUAUCAGUUCAUUACCUCUCACCAAUAGUAAUUAUGAUAUUGCCUGGAAGACAUUAAUGAAUCGUUACUACAUCCAACGUUUAUUGACUUCAGCCCACUUGGAUUUUCAUUUCGCCCAAUGGUUGCAGAAUCAUUGCCGUCUCUUCUGA